AUGGCCCAAACCCGAACUUCUCCGGAUCCAAUCCAACCCGAAGAACACCCUGCCCGUAACCUAACCCUCACCGACACGCGCGUUCAACGCGCGUGGGCUCAUUGGACCAACUUGGGUCGACCGAAACUGAUAGUUGCUCCGAUGGUGGAUAACUCGGAGCUUCCGUUCCGGUUGUUGUGUAAGAAAAAAGAAGAAUUCACCACUUGUAAGGAGGAUCGACCACUUUUUGUUCAAUUUUGUGCUAAUGAUCCUGAUGUGUUGUUGGAAGCUGCACGUAGAGUGGAGCCUUAUUGUGAUUACGUUGAUAUUAAUCUUGGGAGGCGCCGGAGUCCUGUAAGCAAACGAUCGUUGAUGGUGUGA
Messenger RNA from Vicia faba (fava bean), 360 nucleotides. NCBI's taxonomy places the organism in Eukaryota, Viridiplantae, Streptophyta, Magnoliopsida, Fabales, Fabaceae. The record is from the annotation of a GenBank genome assembly.